Messenger RNA from Bemisia tabaci, 1749 nucleotides. Lineage: Eukaryota; Metazoa; Arthropoda; Insecta; Hemiptera; Aleyrodidae. The record is from RefSeq and is a predicted model, not a curated record.
AUGUCUAGCCAAAAUCAAAAUCCGGAACAAUCAGACCUAAAUGUAACACUUACCCCUAUCCUCGGAACAGAUACACCCCCAGAAACCAAAUCGGACGAGACGAAUGCGGAUACACUAGAUCAACUAGGACAAUCAAGCUCUCAAACAGAAUACUCAAACAAUCACACAACCAAUGACGAGAAAACAACAGAAAUCAGGAAAGAAAUUACGGAUAUAGCCCUGGAUAUGGCGAAGCUGUCUGACAAAUCCAAAAGCACGUUACUAAAGGAAAGUGAAAGAAAGGAACUACUGGAAAAUGUAAGCCAACUGGAAAAGAAGAAAGAAGAACUCACUAAACUACUACCAGAAUUUGACCCACAAAUAGCAAGUCAAUUUAGAACCUCAACCCCGGAGAAAAUGGACAUAGAAGAAACGAGAAACUCAAGGAAGAGAACUUCAUCAUCCUUAAACAGAUCUUUUAGUGAAUCCGACCUCGGAACAACAUCAAGGAACCUGAAGCCGAAAAUAAGCGACAACUCUCAACAAAAAAUCCUAUCCUUCUUUUCGAAACAAACAAACUCCAAAGAACAAUUGGAAACAGAAACCGAAACAUCAGAAGAAGAAGAUAGCUCAUGGCAAACUGCAAGAAACAGAGGAAGAGGAAGAGGACGUUUGAGAGGCACAAGAACAGCAAAGGGUACAACCCCUCGCUCCCGCACACAGACCCCGAAACAGACCCAACAUAAACCUAAAAAAGAACCUAACAACACCAACAACCAAAACCCGAACGUAAAACAAAGAACAACAUCCCAAACACGAAAAAACACGUCAAACGAAAACAAUAGCGAAAAACCAAUUAUAAAUCCAGAAACACUAUUUUCCUCCACAACAUCUGAUAAAACCAAAAAUGAAACAGCAAACCGAACACCUGAAAAUGAGGACAUUGAAAUAACGCAAAAAAUAUGUGAGAACUACCUAAAAACUCACCCAACAACAGAUGCAAAUGCUCUAAGACGACAAUUCCAUAACUUAUACAUAUUCCUCGAGGAACACUUCAUGAAGAAACACCAAAUCAAUAAAUCAGACGAAAACCAGGUAAAUCAAAUGUCCAAGGAUAUACAGGAACCGAAAAACUACCAAAACGACUCUCUAAAGAAACAUCAAGAAACUAUGGAGGAACUUAAAAUGAUCAGGAAAAUGCUGAACAAAAACAACGAGAACGUUCAACAAUCCUUCAAGCAAAUAGACAAAAACAUACAACAAGGAGUGAAAAGCAAAGAAGAAUACCCAGCCCUACAACCAUAUGCUGAGAAACUCAGGAAGAAUCUACAAUGCACACAAAUCGCGAAGAAGAAUGAUAAUAUCUUCAAUUUUGAACUAAUACUAAAAGGGGAACGUAAAGUCAUUAAAAAGGAAGAAAGAAACCUUGAGGAGUUCCUGAUGGAUAAAUCAAAAUCCUUCCAAAACUCCAAAAUAACUUGGAUAGGAUUUUCCAACGAUGGAAAAAAGAUACAUAUAAAAAGCAUAUCCACUGAAAAAGAAAAUUUUAAAAACGGCCUUCAAAAGGCGAUAAACGAAGCAACUAAGGAACAAUUAGAGAUAUCAAUCAAGAAACCCUCAGAAGUUAUGAAAAUAGCAGCAUUAAACGCUGACUUUUCGGAUGAACAGAUCAUCGGAAUGAUAGAAGAGAAUCUGGAUAACUCUCAAUACAAUAGAGAAUAUAUAAGAGAUAACAUUAAAAUAUUCAGGAAACUUCCACGCAUCAUCUAA